AUGAUAGUCAAGACCACAGUUAGCAAAAGGCAAGCGUUUCGCACGCUAAAUCCGCUUUCAUCACUGUUUCUUCUUUGCGCGUGCGUGGCGUGUCUCUACAGCGUUAAUCUGGGUGCGGCUUCAUAUCAUCCCGGCGGUCCUGCAAAAUAUAGCAAUUAUCAAAGAUUAGAGAUAUUGUGGAUUACCGGCUGCACUAGGCCUGUGCUAACGGAAAGGGGUCGCCAGACGAUUUCGUGCUUCUCUGACUUGAAUUCAUAUCAUCCGGUACAACUCACCGUUCGGGGGCGCGGUUUCCCACAGCUGGGGAACUUAAGCAUAGUUCUGGAGGAACACACACCAAUACCACAUCAUGGAGGUGAGGAGGAUCUUGAUUUAAUUUCCAUGCCGUGUCUUCAUGUGAGGCCCUCUAGUCUGUUCCCGCGGCAGAUCUUGUCGUGUACCCUUCUUAAUCCCAUGGAUAGUUUGAGGCAUAAACCGCUGUGGUUGGAACGGCUGACCACACGGAGCACUUGGAUGAACCUGAAAUUGCUUCAAACUGUAACGAGUGACAACUCUAACAAGACUACAAUUGUUACGCUUGCCUCCGUCCCCCGUGCAGUGGAGUUGGACCUCACGCCGUAUGGCAAUGGAUCGCACUCGGGCGGUGAGGAGGAUGAAGAGGAGGAUGCCGAAGACCCCUUAGAAUAUAUGUUCCGUAGAGUCCGACACUCUGCAAUGAAUGAUGAGUGGGUUUCUCUUGGUAUUGGAGGAUUAAGUGAGCAACUACAUGAGCUUUUCCGUCGCGUUUUCUUGAGUAGGACGCGGCAACUCCGUGGGGUGGUGGAAUCACUUAAUAUUCCGCCUGUACGUGGAGUACUCCUCCAUGGGCCGCCGGGAACCGGUAAGACUCUUAUUGCUCGUAUGAUUGCCAAGCUGGAAGGUAAAGGGACGAGGGUAACUAUUGUCAACGCGGCUGACAUUAUUUCCAAGUACGUUGGUGACUCCGAAAAGAACCUUCGGAGGCUAUUUGACGCUAACAACAUGUGGGGCGAUGAUGAUGAUGAGGAUGAGCACGGGGGAACGCGACAUGCUUCUGGUGCUGAUGAAGAAACUGCAAACAGCAAGAGCUUGCACAUUGUCAUUAUGGAUGAACUCGAUGCACUCUUUAAACGGCGUGCAGAUUUGGGGGAGGAAAGCUCCACGAAAGCUGUGUAUGAUGGACUAACUAACCAAUUUCUAACCAUCAUGGACGGCGUGAAUAAAGCAAGGAAUAUACUUAUUAUUGGAUUGACGAACAGGUUACAUGCUAUUGACCGUGCACUUCUCCGCCCAGGUCGGUUUGAAGUUGUCAUUGAGGUUCCCCUACCUGACGUUAAGGGUCGAAGAGAGAUGUUUUUUAUCCACACACGGGAACUACGGGAUAAGGAUUUUCUUGCAGAAGAUGUCAGCUUGGAUAUACUGGCAGAGCGAACAGGUGGAUUUUCUGGUGCCGAUGUUGCUGGCACGGUUCGUGCGGCGGUCAGUCACGCAUUGUUACGGUUCCGCGAUAGUUCUCUCAACACAAGCAUCCCCACCGGGGAUAUUGGUAUUGAGGAUGAACUCUCUGGCGCAGCGACUGAGCAUUUUAAAGUUACCAAUAGCGACUUUCAACUUGCGUUGAGGGAUGUAUGGGACUCAAAGGCGCAGGUAAACGGUGGUCAAGAUCUCGCCGGCGACGGUAAGGGACUGGAUAACGCUGUUGAUAAGCUUGUGGAUUUUGACGGAACGAUAUCUCGCGGGAUGGGUGUAGUUCGGCGGUUGAUGCGUAGUAUUCAGCACAGCCAAAUUACAAAUGCGGCUGUAGUUGUUAUUCAUGGCUCCAGCGGCUCAGGAAAGACUGUGUUUGCAAGAAAUGUGGUGAGCAGCAUUCGCUUUAGCGUGACGAAGUUUCUCACAGGGCGCGAGCUCAGCGGGCGAGCCGCGAGGGACAUCCAGGAGGUCAUCGAUGCACUCCGUGACGCCGGUGCCUUUAAAGGGGAUUACUGUUUAGUUGUUGACAAUGUUGAACGGUACGUUCGCAGUGGUGACUCGGGUGCAGCGGAUGCAUUGAGGUCUGCUAUUAACGAGUUCAAGUCGGUGUCGAGUUCCGGGUUGUUCCCUCACAGUGAGUGGGAUGUGUCUCAGCCUCGAAGGAAGCGAUUGUUGAUCAUUACUACAGCUGAGGAAGAGGUUCUUCAGGGUGCUCUGGGUUCAGUGGAGUACGAUGUAAGGCUCAACCUUCAGCCUAUUCGCCGCGAGGGCGUCCUUAAGUUGCUUCAUCACUAUGGUAUCCUUCCUCAGACGGCUAAACUGCCGAAUGAAGUGGUUCGUGCGUACCCCACAUCACUAACUUAUCGUCAAUUCCUACGCAUCACUGAUCUUGCCUUGUGGAGGGCGCAUGAAGAGCAUCAUCGCACUGCCGAAACCACCUCAACGGGUGAGGCUGAGAGUUUGGAAACCUCUUUGUAUUCUUCACUUAACGAGCUUUUCACCAAAGGAGGACCGCAGCGAAGUGGGGGAGAUCAUCACUCACCCCCGGUUCUCACGGAGAGUCAACAGGCGGAGUUGGCUGCCGCGAUUAGGGACGUUGCAUCGGAAAUGGGCAUAUCAGACGCUUUCGAUGGUGUUUUGAACGCCGAUGGUUCCAUUCACGGGGAGGAAAUGUACUGA
Molecule: messenger RNA, 2667 nt
Organism: Trypanosoma brucei brucei TREU927
Lineage: Eukaryota; Euglenozoa; Kinetoplastea; Trypanosomatida; Trypanosomatidae
Product: vesicular-fusion protein SEC18, putative
Exons: 1
Coding region: 1-2667 (888 amino acids)
Biological process (GO): Golgi to plasma membrane protein transport; SNARE complex disassembly; intra-Golgi vesicle-mediated transport
Cellular component (GO): Golgi stack
Molecular function (GO): ATP binding; ATP hydrolysis activity
Source: RefSeq, a predicted model, not a curated record